AUGAAACUCUUAAGGACAACGGGAUUCUUUCAUGGAAGUGCACUCUUAUUUAGUGCCAUGGUAGGGGCAGGAAUUUUUGUGUCUCCUAAAGGGGCAUUAAAAUACUCCUCACUGAACAUCCCAGUUUCUCUGAGUAUUUGGGUAGGUUGUGCCCUGCUGAGCAUGAUGAAUGCUCUCUGUCUUGCAGAGCUGGGGACCACCUUCCCUGUGAGUGGAGCAUCUUAUUAUUUCCUCAAAAGAUCUCUUGGAUACUCUGUUGCUUUUCUCAGCCUUUGGAUUAAAACUUUUACUCAUUUCCUAGGCACUGGUGCUCAAAGCCUACUAAUAGCUAGUUAUCUAAUUCAGCCUUUCUAUUCUGGGUGCCCAGCUCCAGAGGUCCCAAAGAAAUGCCUAGCUUUAGCUGUUCUGUGGUUUUUUGGAAUUCUUAAUGCUCGAGGGAUGAAAACAGUGGCUAGAUUUCAAACUGUCACCAGUUUGAUGAAGAUAUUCAUUCUUUGCCUCAUUUCUCUAACUGGGGUGGUACUGUUAGUGAUUGGGAAGAAGGAGAAUGUAUCCAGGUUUGAGAAUGCUUUGGACGCUGAACUUCCUGAUACCUCACAGAUUGCAGAGGCCAUUCUCCAAGUGUAUUUUUCAUAUAUAGGAUCAUCAUUACUGAUCAACAUAGUAGGUAAAGUCAUUCAUAAAAAUAUCUGCCAUUAUGCCUUAUGGGUUUCUUUAAAAUUUGGGGAAAAGAUAAAUAUGAUUGCUUCAUGCUUUGUGUGGCGGCCAUUUGUAUUUGGAUCUAUAGUUUCAUCAGUUCGUCUCAUUUUCACACCAGUUAUUCGGUCUCCUAGUGUAGAGCGUGUCUAUCAGGUUGCCUUCCUUGGCUGUGGACUUCUGUGUUACUGGCUUCCAGCUCACCUUCAUAGGCAUGCUGCUUGUUUUGACACGAUCACUUGUCACUGCCAACUCCUUUUCAAUGUCUCCCCAUCUGAAGACCAAGAUAAAUUAAUUGCUCCCCAAAAUUAUGACUAAAGAAGUACAUUUGAAAAUAAGGAAGUAUAACCCAAUUUUUAAGACGUGAGAAUACUGUUAUUGCAAUUUUGUUUUUAGAUGUAUAUGCUGUUAA
Messenger RNA from Meriones unguiculatus (Mongolian gerbil), 1108 nucleotides. RefSeq names its product solute carrier family 7 member 13-like. Gene Ontology annotation, biological process: amino acid transmembrane transport. Gene Ontology annotation, cellular component: membrane. Gene Ontology annotation, molecular function: L-amino acid transmembrane transporter activity. The transcript is spliced from 2 exons. Bases 1 to 1014 code for a protein of 337 amino acids. Lineage: Eukaryota; Metazoa; Chordata; Mammalia; Rodentia; Muridae. The record is from RefSeq and is a predicted model, not a curated record.